Messenger RNA from Helianthus annuus (common sunflower), 1677 nucleotides. RefSeq names its product glutathione S-transferase T3-like. The transcript is spliced from 3 exons. The record is from RefSeq and is a predicted model, not a curated record. NCBI's taxonomy places the organism in Eukaryota, Viridiplantae, Streptophyta, Magnoliopsida, Asterales, Asteraceae. Bases 258 to 1541 code for a protein of 427 amino acids.
AGGUGUGGGGGUCAUGAUUGGGUCAUGAUUUGCCACAUAGGCCCAUUAUUCAUGCCUUAUACCACCCCCUUAAUUAAAUCACGGUGGUUCGCGUGGAUUAAACCACGGCAAUCACGUCCCCUUUUUUUCCAUUAUUCACGCAAACCCUAACCCCACCAUCAAAAAAAACGGCAACAAAUUCUUUUCCUCUGUGAUAAUCAAGUUCACGGUCGCAAAUCACAUCAAGAAGAACGAUAACAGCUAUAGUUAAUACUACCAUGGAUCCAAGCAACCCGAACAACACAAACAACCCGCCACAAACCCCGUGGACGCCACCCAUUGAUCCGAUGUGGGCGACUCCACAAUUUUCUUUUACAAGCUACAAUCAAGUUCCUAAUGCGUUCAACCAACUCCCUCAAACCCCGACUCCUAACGCGUUCACGCAACUCUCUCAAACCCCGAAUCCUAACGCGUUCACGCAACUUCCUCAAACCCCGCAACCUACUAGUUUAUUUCAACUUCAACAAAUCCAAUUUCAACAACAAUAUCAGCAACAACUAAAAACGCUCCGACAAAGCCAAAGUCGGCCUAUUCAUACGAAAGUCCAAUCGCAACCGACACCCGAUACCCCUUCGUUAGACGAUUUGGAUGACAUUGCCGUUGUACCCGAAACCCAACCUCAAAGUUCUAAGAAAACAUCUACAAAAAAGCGUUCAACGAGGCCGGAACAAGAAAAUUUAACCACCGGAAGAGGUCAAACUUGGACAUCGAUCGAAGAGUUGGCGUUGGCAAGGGCGUGGACCAAUACGUCUACGUGUCCGAUCGUAGGUAAUAAUCAAAAGUCUGGCAGUUUUUGGAAGGAGGUUUGCAACAAAUUUCAUGCUUUGAUGCAAAAAGAACCGUACCGAGAAGUGAACUCAAUGAGCUCAAAGUAUGGAGAGAUGAAUAAGAAGAUAUCGGCGUUUUGUGGUUAUUACAACAACGCUCAUUCGAAUCGGCCAAGUGGGGCGAGUGAUGAAACGGUUUUUGCCAUAGCUAUGUCAAAAUACCAUACGAAAGAAGGUAGUGCGUUCACAUAUGUAGGGGCUUGGGAAAUCUUUAAAAAUUGUCCCAAGUGGGCGCCGGUUCCUAACGAGGUGGCAAGAGCAAAGAGGUGUAAGACAUUCGAGUCGAUAGAGCAUAGUGCCGGUGAUUCGGAUGUGCGUUACCAUAUUAAUAUUAAUGACGAACCCGAGUUUGACGAUGAAGUGACGGAGAUUCCGGAAUUGAAGCGCCCAAAUGGCAGAGACAAAGCAAAAAAGGAAGCAGCGGCCAAAAAUAAAGAGACGUCGACAAAAAAUGAAACUCCGGGUGAAACGAAGGUGGAUAAGUUGAUGAGCAAGUUCACCGAAUUUAACGAAAUACAAGCGGCGAGACUUAAGUUGAAAGAAAAAGAAAUGCAAGAAGCGGCCGAUCGUGAAGACUUUAAGCUAAUGGCAACAAACAUCGACUCGCUCCCGGAAAAAGAUAAAGAAGUGUUGCAAAAAAUGAAGGCGAAAAUUGCUCAAAAAUGGAGUCUUUAAAUUAUGUCGUUAUCAUUUUUUAUAUUUUCUAGUUUUCGUCUUUAAUUUACGUCGCAAACAUUUUUUAUAUUUUCUAGUUGUAACGAAAUUGAUUCAGUUUUAUAUUUUAUGGAUUAUAUUACUUUUAUUUUUUCAA